This is a messenger RNA of Desarmillaria tabescens, 1727 nucleotides long. RefSeq lists its product as uncharacterized. The record is from RefSeq and is a predicted model, not a curated record. Bases 146 to 1462 code for a protein of 438 amino acids. The transcript has 8 exons. NCBI's taxonomy places the organism in Eukaryota, Fungi, Basidiomycota, Agaricomycetes, Agaricales, Physalacriaceae.
ACUGGCCGGCAAUUCACACAAAAAGUGUGACUUCGCGUGACGCACUGGGAAUCCUAGUCUAACUCUCACCCCCUUCGUGCCGCAGGCAAGAUUUUGGGUUUCGUCUGCUGUUUCCACUGUUCUGCCGCUCUGGUAACGCUACUGCAUGGCUGGCUUCUCCGAGAAGAACCUCGACCCGGUCCUCAUGGCAAUGUCCCGGCCAUCAAGCUCGACGACUAAUGCAGCAACUGGGUCCGAGAAUAUGGUCACCCCUGGUACCUCACCACCGGAUGACAGUGCACAUCUGCCAUCAUCAAUUGGACCUGUGAGGACACGACGUCGAGGUUCAAAAGAAGGAGACUUGGUUGUUACAAGGGCAAAACCUCUCUGUACGGUCCAGCAGCUGAAGGAAGAAUGCAAAUCUCGGGGGUUAAAGUGUACAGGUUUGAAAAAGGAGUUGAUAGACCGGCUUGCGCAACACGGCUUUGCUUUGCUGAGUAACAUGCCCCAGUCAUCACGGCAAGUCUCUGGCCCAUCGGCACCUACUAUUUCACUCUGCACGACGUUCACAUCCCCACAAGUCCCCGCAUUUCAAGAGGUCGAUGACGAUUCUGAUCUGAUCCAGGCUGCCAGAUCUCUCGAUUCAGACCAGGUGGUUAAGGAUGCGGCAGAGCUGGUGGAGUCUUUUGAAGAAGGGUUCGGUCUUGGGCAUGGUCACGGAGAUGAGUGUGAUGAAGAUGAAGCCGGUGACGUAGAGAUAGGCGAGGCUGAGACUAGUGAGGAAUGUAGUGACAAUGUAGCAAGAGCAAGAGCAACCAGUAGCAUUGGCACCACGAGUUUUCAGCCCCCAGCAGCAGCCCAAGCCACAGGAUGGGCUGAUGAGUACAUUCUGCAGACACGACGGAAAAGUGGGCGGGUUACUGAGCAGGCAGUCAUCGCUCAGUGGAAGCAAUGGAUCCCCCAAGCCAUCCAUGAUGGACUUGUACCCGACGAUAUUGUAGAUGCAAAUUUAAUUAUUCAUUACCUCAAAUACGCUGCAACGCGACAACUUCUCACGAAGCGGGGAGCACCAAAACAGACUAACGAAAGACUCUCAGCGUCUUCCCUCAAGAAGAUCAUGACAAUGCUUGGUCGGGUUCGUGGUCGACAGGAGGACGACAACCCUGACUUGAAGCAUAGUCGUCCGGCUUCAAAUUCUCGAACUGUUGAAUUCUACAAGGCCGUAAUGAUCCAGACACAACGACACCGUCUUCAGACCGAAGAUUUUGACAUCGCAAAGAACACGAUUCUAGACCAGGAGCUUCAGCCAGACCAGUUCAGCGAGAUUACAGCUGCGAUUUUUAGCCAGAAUCAAGUCCCAACCAUUAUCAAGUCACAUUUUGCAUGGACUUGGCAAGCAACAACCCUCAACCGUGGAGACGAGGUGAUCAACCUGCCCAUGUCAUGUCUGCAGCCCUACCAUGUCAACAUCCCGGACUUCUGAUUCUCAAACGGACAGGUAUCUGGUCAAGGACGUCAAUUAUGUUACGGUUAUUCUUUUCUUUUUCUUUUUCUUUCCUUUUCUUUUCUUUUCUUUUCUUUAGUCAGCCGGAUUACGCGGUGCACGCACGAUCAUCACGGACUGACUGCGCAGUAGUAUUUUUAGAAUACUCACGUGUAUUUAAGUAAGAGCCUCAGCUGGUCUAAACCCCAGCUUCGGCUAAGGUUUAAUCUACCUAACUUAACGCUCCGCGCUUUCUGACUAUUUG